Myotis davidii is the source of this 651-nucleotide messenger RNA. RefSeq names its product olfactory receptor 226-like. The record is from RefSeq and is a predicted model, not a curated record. Gene Ontology annotation, biological process: G protein-coupled receptor signaling pathway. Gene Ontology annotation, molecular function: olfactory receptor activity. The transcript is spliced from 3 exons. Lineage: Eukaryota; Metazoa; Chordata; Mammalia; Chiroptera; Vespertilionidae. The annotation marks the transcript as partial. Gene Ontology annotation, cellular component: membrane.
UUUGGUUGUACACAGUGUGCCCUUCUGGCAGUGAUGUCCUAUGACCGGUAUGUGGCCAUCUGUAAGCCUAUGCAUUACCCCACCAUCAUGACUUGGAAGGUAUGUGUCCAGCUAGCUGUGGGAUCAUGGGCCAGUGGCAUUCUGGUAUCUGUGGUGGAUGCCACCUUCACCCUAAGGCUACCCUACAAAGGCAGCAAUAUAAUAAACCACUUUUUCUGUGAUGUCUCCCCAUUGCUCAAUCUUUCCUGUACGGACAAGUCCAUAGCAGAGCUUACAGACUUUGUCCUGGCCAUUUUUAUCCUGCUGGGACCACUCUCGGUCACUGGGGCCUCCUACAUGGCCAUCACUGGUGCGGUGAUGCGCAUCCGCUCCGCUGCUGGGCGUCAUAAAGCCUUUUCCACCUGUGCCUCUCACCUGACUGUUGUGGUCAUCUUCUAUGCAGCCAGUAUCUUCAUCUAUGCCCGGCCAAAGGCCCUCUCAGCCUUUGACACCAACAAGCUGGUCUCUGUCCUCUAUGCUGUCAUUGUACCAUUGCUCAACCCUAUCAUUUACUGCUUGCGAAACCAGGAGGUCAAGAGAGCCCUGCGCCAUACUCUGCACUUGUACCAGGGCCAGGAUACUGAGUUUGGGAAGGCUAACAGAGAUGGGUAG